Molecule: messenger RNA, 693 nt
Organism: Coprinopsis cinerea okayama7#130
Lineage: Eukaryota; Fungi; Basidiomycota; Agaricomycetes; Agaricales; Psathyrellaceae
Exons: 2
Coding region: 1-693 (230 amino acids)
Source: RefSeq, a predicted model, not a curated record
AUGCCCCGCAACGGCCCACUGCUCAGACGAGAGGUGAUGCACACGGCGAGGAGGGCUAUCGAGAUACUCGAAGAUGAGGGGUUCACAUGUUGCCUCUUCGGGAGCACCGCCUGCGCGGAGUAUGGAAUGAGGAACCGCACACCAAAGGACGUCGACCUCGUCGUGAUGAACGCAGAAGAACAGGACAUCGAUCCCGAAGAACUGAAAUACAUCCUCGUAUCAGCCGACGACAACUUCUACCUCGUAGAUUCGAGGGACCCAAACGCGGACUAUCGAGUUCUGUGGUACCGGCUCAGAGGACAUGAUCGACGUUGUAAAGUUGAUAUCCUCGUCCCUGGGCUGCUCAGCAUCCCCGAAUUCGAUGAAACCGAGAUCAACAGGACAGACUCUCCACAAGGACUUCCUCUAAUGCCCCUCCUCACGCUCAUCUUACUAAAGCUUCGAGGGUGGUCGGAUCAUAGACAAGAUGACAGGCACUGGAUGCAGGCCAAGGUCCCCGAAGACGAAGGCGAUAUCGCGGAGCUGUUGCAGAUUGCCAGUGAGGAAUAUGGCUUGAGCGUGGCUGAUGAAGAACAUUGGUGGCCCGACUGGUUUGUGGAUGAAUCGAAGGAGAGGAUGGCAGAGUUUGUGGACGAGUGGCCAGAGAUUGCUGAAGAGUGGAUGGCUCUUGGCUUUGACUUCAUCGUUCACUGA